UUACGUACGCGGCGGCGCUGUUGCGUACGUCGUCGUACCAGUCGUACCACCACCAACAUUGUGGCGGCGGCAGCGGUUGUUGUUGUUGUUGUGUGCCGCUUGGUCAAGCUUGGUGGAUUAUUGCUUUACACAAUGUUUACUUGGUCACAAAAGAUGAUUAGGUGCGAUAUUUAAUUUAAUAUGAAAAUAAAAUAGAUAACAUAAUCACCAUCGAGAAUAGUGUUUUUACAAAAAUAGUGAUGAGUAAGGCGCAUGCUUCUUAUGGAAGAUAGCUAAUACGGAAAAGAAGGAAGAAGCGCAUAUGAGAAGAGGUUAGUUAUUGGAGGUUGGAGGCUGGCGGUGGUACGCACGUGACUGUAUCUAAAGAGAAGAAAAAUAAAGCGGAGUAUGAGUUUGUGUCGAACUAUUCUCUAUUGUGGUUUCCACACGUGUUCGAUAUUGCUGCGCGAAACGCCGAAAAAUUUGAAGGGAAAGAAACCAAGUUCGCAGCAUUGGUUGACGAGACAGCUCAGGGAUCCUUAUGUGGAGAAAGCAAAACAGGAAAAUUAUCGAUGCAGAAGCGCAUUCAAGUUAUUGGAAAUAAACGAAAGAUUCGGUAUAUUGAGACCAGGAAUGACUGUGGUAGAUUGCGGAGCUGCUCCUGGUAGUUGGACGCAAGUAGCGGUGAAGAAAACAAAUGCGGAUGGUAAAGAUUCGGAGGAGAGAAAAAGAGGUAGGGUAAUUGCGAUAGACAGGCUGCCCAUUUGUAGCAUAGAAGGAGCAACGGUCAUCGGAAACACAGAUUUUACGGAGGAAAAGGCUCAGGAACGACUGUUGGGAGCGUUGGAGGGUAAACUCGCAGAUAUAGUUAUGUCGGACAUGGCGCCAAAUGCUACAGGAGUCCGAGAAAUGGAUCAUGAAAAUAUAAUGAAGCUCGCAUAUGCCGCCUUGAAAUUUGCCCUUGGAAUAACGCGCACGGAAGGUAAUUUUAUUGCCAAAGUAUGGGACGGCGAUCUUGCCAACCAAUUGGAAAAAGAUCUCUCGUGUUUUUACAAAAGCGUUAAAGUCGUCAGACCCGGAGCUACCAGAAGCGAGUCGGCAGAAAAAUUUAUGCUCGCUCGUGGAUUCAGAGGCUUGAAAAUAAUGAGCUAAUAUAACGCUGAUUAUUGAUUUAUCGAUAUCACUGUAGCAGGAGAAAAAAAUAUUGAAUGGGAUAAUAAAAGAGGAGACAAGUAUUUGGUAUCGCGA
Venturia canescens is the source of this 1227-nucleotide messenger RNA. RefSeq names its product Mitochondrial rRNA methyltransferase 2 (gene Mrm2). The record is from RefSeq and is a predicted model, not a curated record. Gene Ontology annotation, molecular function: rRNA (uridine-2'-O-ribose)-methyltransferase activity. Lineage: Eukaryota; Metazoa; Arthropoda; Insecta; Hymenoptera; Ichneumonidae. Gene Ontology annotation, biological process: RNA methylation. Bases 388 to 1131 code for a protein of 247 amino acids. The transcript has a single exon. Gene Ontology annotation, cellular component: mitochondrion.